GCACAAGGAAACGUUUGCAGAUCUCCGAUUGCCGCGGCCUUCGCUCCGUGCCCAGAGGCGGGUGGUCCGGGGACCAAAGCAGACGUGGCGUGCUGCCCAGCCGCUCCGAGGCCAUGGCGGAUGAGGGGGAGGCGAAUCUGGCAGAGGAGAGGAAUCAGAUCAAGCAGCUCCAGUCCGACAUUGCGCGGAAGCGCGAGCAGCUGGACCGGCUGAAGCAACGCAAGGUCGCCUUCGACGAUGAGCUGAAGGAGCGGUCCGGGGAGCUGAAUGCCAUCAAGGAAGAGCACAAGUUUGCGCAAAAGAAGGCGCAGAAGGCGUCGCAGUAUGGCACCACCCAAAAGACAGUGGAAGCGGAGACCCACUUCAUGAGCGAUGAGGUGAAGCGGUUCCUCCAGGAGCGGAUCCCGUCCAUGGCCCCGCCGGAAGAAGAGCCCGACAACGACGUGGAUCAAGGCGUCGCGGACGUGGACGCAACCGUCGAGGAUCCCGGCAAGAACCUGCACGACACGGUCCUUAUUAGUUACGUGAACUUCGCGGGGGACAAGAAGGAGGAGGACUUCAAGGUGUCCUACAGGAUUGACCACUCCAUCACGGUGGCGGAGCUUCUGAAGGAUGCCUGCAACUAUUGGGGGUGUUCGCGUCAUGACUACACCCUUUGCAAGAUCGAGAAUGACGAGCCGAAGGAUCUCGCCGAUCACAUGAAUGACUUCCUCCAGAAGGAGCACAUUCUUAGUCCCCAGGAGCAUUCUCACCUGCACCUGGUUCGCAAGCUGGACAUGGACCAGUUCAAGGCCGCGCAGGAGCGCAGGCAGAAGGACCGCAAGGGCGAGGGCGAGGAGGUGGUUGCGGACGAGGGCAAGAAGCUCAUGACCCUGAAGCACGGCCUGGGAAAUGUGACAGCGGAGCAAGUGACGGAGCCCUUCGUGGAGGCUUUGAAGCCCUGGCCUGGCGUGUACAAGCUGCUCAAGAAGAGACACAGGAAGCACGACACGCAGAAGUGGCUCAGGUCCCGGUUGGCGGACUUCAUCAUCUAUGCCAUCAUGAUCAUCUUCAGCGUGUCGUGUUUCUUCUGUCGCACAGAGCUCGAGAAAUAUCUCUUGCGGUACGGGGUGCACCAAGCCCUGGUGGAAGGGCUGCCGGGCCAAACGACCACCGGGGUCUCCAUUGACAUGAGGGAUGUCCAGACCGUGGCCAUGGCUCAGCAGUACCUCUCGGGGUGCUUUGAUUACCAGCUCUUCAACCCCGAUUCUGCGCUCCGCAAGUUCUACACCCCGGUGGGCGACCUUCGGUUCCGGGUCCAGAAGGCAAAGACGCGGACCUGCCAGCGCCCAGAUGUACCUGCGAGCUUGCAGAGAGAUUGCCGAUAUGUAGAGGCGGCGGAUUCCUCCCAGGCCCAGACAGAGAUGCUGGAGUUUCCGGUCAGCCAGCUACCCCUUCUGGAACAGCUAACGGCGGGGAGCAGUGGGGAUCCCACGCUUUGGAAGACCUCCACAGUGGCCACCGAUGACAUCUGGGGCAAGAUCUCGCACAUGUACAGCAGCUCUGGCUACCAGUUCUGGUUCCCCAUCAACCCGGCGAAUCUCAGUGACAUCACCACAAAGAUGGGUGAUCUUGCAUCUCGGCCCGUGUGGCUGACCAGCGACACGCGCUUCCUGGCGGCCGAGUUCACCCUUGCCAAUUACCAUGCAGGCGGCUACGUGUCCUGCUCCGUGGUGCUGGAGAUUGCGCCCAGCGGCGCAGCCGUCAUGCAGGCAGUGCUGCUGCCUUUCCACCUGGCGAACACCGGUGGCGACAACACUGCAGACGUGCUGGACAUCUUCCGGUGGAUCAUCUUUGUCGGCUACUUCUGCCUAUACAAGGUGUGGCGGGCAUGCGAGGACUACACCAUGGAGGGCCAGUCCGGUCUGAGAUACGUGUUGUCCCUGGCUGGCUUGCUGGACGCUUCCACCGUGGCGCUCUUCUUUGCCCUGCAGUACACGGUCCUCAACCUGCAAAAGCCGGGUGAGCCGAUGAGUAGCAGCAACUCCCAGGAGUUCGUCGCUUACAGCCGGUGGGCUUCCAGAGAGGAGAUGAGGCUCAUCGGUGAGGCAGUGCUCGUAUUCCUCUUCACUGUCAGGUAUACCAUGCUCCUGCGCUUCUAUCCUGGCGUCUACCGGUUCUUCAUCCUCUUCUUCAAGUCCUUCAGGGGGGGCAUGUACUACUUGUUCAUCUUCCUGCCAGUGGUCCUUUCCACCAUCUUCUUCGCCAACACGCUGUACAGUCCGUAUGUGGAAGGCUACAGCACCUGGGUGCGGUCGUUGAUGAGCAUCGUGUCUGCUCUCCAGAAUGUGGUGAACAUUGAUGACUUGUACAAUGCCAGCCCAGCUUGGACCUUUGUGUUCACGCUCUACUGCUAUCUGAUCCUCUUCUGCUUCUUCGUGAACGGGUUUCUGGCCAUCACCGCCUAUGCGUACUUCGAAGUCGAGCUCCUGGAGCACUCGGAUCCCAAGUACGAGCGAUGGAGCCGGGACCAAUGGCUGGACUGGGCACUGGCUGGGCCGAUCUAUCGCCGGAUCUCCGGCAAGGAGCCGGGGUCCAGCCGCAAGAUCGGUGCCGCGGAGGACGAAGAAGAUGGGGACGACGAGGGUUCCAGUGACGAGGAAGACUAAGCCCACAAGCGGUUGCUUGCCCCUGCGCCUAGCUCUGCGGGAACCGGGUCACAGUUCCCAGGAGUCUUGG
Molecule: messenger RNA, 2718 nt
Organism: Effrenium voratum
Lineage: Eukaryota; Dinophyceae; Suessiales; Symbiodiniaceae
Source: the annotation of a GenBank genome assembly